AUGAUAGCAUGCAAGGGAAUUAAGCAACAUGUGAUGCUGCCAAGAGAACUUUCAAAACAAGUGCCAAAAUCCCAUCUAAUGUCUGAAGAAGAGUGGAGGCGACUUGGCGUUCAGCAAAGUCUUGGCUGGGUUCACUAUAUGAUCCAUGAGCCAGAACCCCAUAUUCUUCUCUUCAGAAGACCUCUUCCAAAGGAUGAGCAGAAAUGA
Chaetura pelagica (chimney swift) is the source of this 207-nucleotide messenger RNA. RefSeq names its product CDC28 protein kinase regulatory subunit 2 (gene CKS2). Gene Ontology annotation, cellular component: cyclin-dependent protein kinase holoenzyme complex; SCF ubiquitin ligase complex. The transcript is spliced from 3 exons. Bases 1 to 207 code for a protein of 68 amino acids. The record is from RefSeq and is a predicted model, not a curated record. Gene Ontology annotation, molecular function: ubiquitin binding; protein kinase binding; histone binding. Gene Ontology annotation, biological process: regulation of mitotic cell cycle. NCBI's taxonomy places the organism in Eukaryota, Metazoa, Chordata, Aves, Apodiformes, Apodidae.